UCUCUCUCUCUCUCUCUCUCUCUCUCUCUCUCUCUCUCUCUGUGCCCCCUCCCCACACUUUGUCUGUGUCACUCUCUCACCUCUCUCUGCAGAGAAGUCAGCCUACAGCUCAUCUGGCAUCCACUCUCUCACUUCCCCCCUGCCUCAGUUCCUCACUUCUCUCUGCUCCUCUGGUACGUCUGCCUCUGUUUUUUCCCUUCCUCCCCUUCUUCCUCUCUUUCACCCGCUCCUCAUCCUCAAGCCAUCAUGGUGAACAGAUAACCGCCCGGCCGUCCUGAGACCAUGGGUGCCUGCCUCUGCAAAGGUCACAAAGAGCUCCACCAUCCCAUAACAGUACAGCAGGACCAGACUGUGGAAGGUCAGCCAUCCUCUGUCAAGGAUGGGCAGAAUCCUUCCAACGGCAGUGUCGCAGAUAAAACCAGCGGCUAUGACAUCGGCGAGCUGGCCACCUCCUCUUUGAUAGGUCUGGUGGCCACGAUAAAGGAACAUAUCACCAAGCCGACGGCGAUGGCCCAGGGGCGAGUUGCUCACCUAAUUGAGUGGAAGGGCUGGGGUGGAGGUGGUGAGGCCAGUGGAGGCAGGGGAGGUUGGAGUGGGGGCUGGGGUAAAGGAGGUGGAGGCUGGGGGGGGAUGGGGGCCGAGCUGCAGGAGGAUGAACAAUUCUACUCCCAAAUGACGGAUGAGAUCAAGGAAGCUCGCUUCGCUGCAGGAGUAGCAGAGCAGUUUGCCCUGGCUGAGGCAGCCAUGAAUGUGUGGUCCAUGAAUGACAGCUUAGAGCUGCCCUCCACCAGCUUGCAAGCCACACAAAGCCACUUCUUGUCUCAGUUCCUGCUGGACGGUGGGAGCGUCAGUGUUCCACAGCACCUGUACAGCAUCCACGCCCAGGCUUAUGGCGACACCCGGGCGGCCCAACUGGUCCUUCCGCCAAGGGUCGACUCCAUUUCCCAGACGUCCAACACUCAGCAGGACAGAGACCAGCCCUUCGAGGAGAGAAGCGCUGCCACUACACAGGCUGCUGUCCGACAUGUAGACAGCAGCUCGCUAUCUGAGGAUGACGUCUUUUAUAACUAGGCAACAAGAAAACAAGAAAACUAGAAAACAAGCCAGCAAUCUUGAUGGCAAUCUCCAAAAUGAGUCACUGACAGGACUUGAGCCUCAACCACCAGCACGGACUGAUACAAAAAACGCAGACAUCUGUGAGAUCUCUCAAGAGACAAUUCUUCAAAUGGCUUGUCUAGAAAAGUUUAAGAGCCUGAUCUUCAGAUACAAAGACUCCAAAUAGUAUUUUCUCCCUGGUUGAGGCAUAUAGUUUUAUGAAUGUACAUAGCUCCCCUAUUACAUUUAAAUUUUUUAUUCAAUGUACAUUAAACUCUUUCAUAUUAUAAGUAUAACUUAAAUGUGAAGAGUCAAAAACUACUGGUGUAAAUAUCUUGUUAUAAAAUAUCAAUUUUAAUAUAUGUGCUGUAUAAGUUUGUCCAAUUCUGUUUUUGAUCCCUGUUUCUUUCACAUUGAUGCAUCAAACAAUUGCAUUUGGUUAAGGGACAAUAACGUGAAGGAAAAAUACCAUCAAAGUAACUGAAAAUGUGUGUUCUUUGAGAUUCCUCAUCUGAAUCUAGAGAGAAGAAGUCUGUUGUAAAGAACCAAUUAUCUGUCUGCGUCCCAUCUAUGAUUAGCUAUUAUUUACACGUCUCUGUGCGAGAGCGACGGGUGCAGAGAGGGGACAAGUGUAGAAAAACAGAGAGAAGGAAAAGGACACAGAACCUGUCAGUGUGCAUGUGGUCGGUGUGUAUUUCUGCAUGUAUGUCAGCCUGCCUGUGCGUUUGAGAGUGAGAGAUGGUUGGAAAAUCGAGGUGUUGGUGUUAACCUGUCACAGUGUUCUUUUAGCACAAAUGAAGCUGUGCUGUGUGGUACAUUGUAGCUAUUUCCCCUUUUGUUAUCUCAGUGUAACACUGGAUGGUAUUCAAUUGAUUUUUCAAAAAAUAGAACUAAAGGCUGUGCACAACUACUGUGCACAACUAUUAUGAUCACAUCCAUCAUGAGACAAACAAGGUCUAAUUGGUUCUAUAAAGAAGUAGCAUUGCUCUGUGAGGAAAAUGUGACACAGUUAAAAAGUAACAGAUGACAGCAUCAGACUGGACAGCUAAACUGUAAGCUGCAAGUUAUUCUAGUGUUGCAUCUUGUUGGUCUAAAGGUAAAAUUGUAGACGUGUAAAGGCAGAAUGAUUGUUUUAUCAAAACCAAUAUAGUGUCUUAUGUCUUAGCAGGGACUGUAGCUGCACUUCAGAAGUGGGACUACAGUCCUACAGAGUCCUGUUGCAUUGAGAAUCAAAAGAAAUAAUUUUCCUUUUUGACUUUAAAUUUCAAUUGAGAAUGAGUUGCACAAAUAAAACAUUAAGUGUUAUUUAUCAAAGAAUUCCUUAAAGGAUAAUUUCAGUUUAUUGUAACUUGUUUAUUAAACUAUUUUGGUAUGUCUCCUUAACAAAA
Messenger RNA from Dicentrarchus labrax (European seabass), 2483 nucleotides. RefSeq names its product family with sequence similarity 131 member C (gene fam131c). The transcript has 6 exons. The record is from RefSeq and is a predicted model, not a curated record. Bases 283 to 1071 code for a protein of 262 amino acids. NCBI's taxonomy places the organism in Eukaryota, Metazoa, Chordata, Actinopteri, Moronidae.